Messenger RNA from Diuraphis noxia (Russian wheat aphid), 806 nucleotides. It is a transcript of the gene e(r), whose product is annotated as enhancer of rudimentary. The record is from RefSeq and is a predicted model, not a curated record. Lineage: Eukaryota; Metazoa; Arthropoda; Insecta; Hemiptera; Aphididae.
AAUAUCAUAUAAUAUAACAUAGUAAUAUCUUAGAUUACAAAUCCAAAUUCGUCUAAGUUUCAGUUGCAUUCCAUAUUUCAAUUAUCUAUAUCUGUCAUAGUGAAUUAAUCCAAGCUUUUAACGGCAAUAACUGCCAAUAAGUAUAAUCAUUAAUUGACAAAUAACCGCAACUUGUUAAAUCGUAUUUUGUGUCGAAUCCGUUGCAUUGUGUUUACGUUUCAACAGAAUUUUAUCUGCAAAAUGUCACACACCAUACUCUUGAUUCAACCAGGGACCAAACCGGAAACAAGAACAUAUUCCGAUUAUGAGUCUGUUAAUGAUUGCAUGGAAGGUGUUUGUAAGAUCUAUGAAGAACAUCUGAAGAAAUUAAAUCCAAAGUCUGUGUCUAUUACUUAUGACAUAACUCAGCUGUUCGAAUUUGUUGACCAUUUAGCAGAUCUUUCAUGUCUUGUGUACCAAAAAAGUACCAUGACAUAUGCUCCUUAUAAUAAAGACUGGAUAAAAGAAAAGAUUUACGUCCUACUCAGAUGCCAAGCCAAUCAACGUCAAUAAACAAGAUAAAUUUAAUGGAAUGUUUUAUUACAAUAUUAUUGUGAGGCUGUUUUUUUCUUGUUGACCAUUUAGUAGGUAUAUGUACACCAACUAUAAUGUAAUCAUUUAGGUUGACCAUAAGCAGUAUACAAGUUAUUCAUAGUGAUUUGACAAAUAUUCAUGAUCCUCAGAACUUCCUUUACUUCAUAAAAGUUAAUAAUUAAAAAUAAAAAUAAUAUUUAAAUAUUAAAUUAAAUUUUUAUUAUUUGUGACUA